This is a messenger RNA of Arabidopsis lyrata subsp. lyrata, 390 nucleotides long. RefSeq lists its product as uncharacterized. The transcript has 2 exons. NCBI's taxonomy places the organism in Eukaryota, Viridiplantae, Streptophyta, Magnoliopsida, Brassicales, Brassicaceae. The record is from RefSeq and is a predicted model, not a curated record. Bases 1 to 372 code for a protein of 123 amino acids.
AUGGCGGUUUUUGACAUAUCUCCAACUCCAUUGGAAGUAGCUGAUUCACCUACAACGGAAUCUGAGAUAGAGCUUGCUCACCAUUUGCAUAAAGAGUAUAUUCUUGCUUGCCCUAAAAAGCCGAGUCCCAAAUGCGAAGAUGAGAUUUUCAACAACAUGUUGGAUGAGACGACGCCAGUGACAGAUGAAUGUUGUCGUGAUGUUUUGAAUACUGGCAAAGAUUGCCACCUUGCAAUGGUAAAAAUCAUAUUCUCUACAUAUGACUAUAAAAAUAUUGCAUCUAAGGCUAUUCCAAAAAGUAAACAGGCAUGGAACGAUUGUAUCCGUAGAGUUGGCAACACGAUUGGUGCUCCGGUCUCUUUCGAGCCGUAAACUAAUAUUCUCACGUGC